This is a messenger RNA of Alexandromys fortis (reed vole), 4611 nucleotides long. It is a transcript of the gene Fyb1, whose product is annotated as FYN binding protein 1. Gene Ontology annotation, molecular function: lipid binding; protein binding. Gene Ontology annotation, biological process: protein localization to plasma membrane; integrin-mediated signaling pathway; T cell receptor signaling pathway. NCBI's taxonomy places the organism in Eukaryota, Metazoa, Chordata, Mammalia, Rodentia, Cricetidae. Gene Ontology annotation, cellular component: plasma membrane. The transcript is spliced from 19 exons. The record is from RefSeq and is a predicted model, not a curated record. Bases 212 to 2710 code for a protein of 832 amino acids.
GGGCAGCUCAUCCAACCAGUCCCCUACACACAGCCCUGCCAGGCAUCAGAACGUGCCGCUAUUUCUUGGUGUUUGUAUGCAGGACAGACACAGCAGCUAAAAGCGGGGGAAGCCGAGGCAUGGCCCCCAGGAAAACCCACUAACUGAGCCUAGUCGCCUUCCUACCUUCUUCUGCAGCAACCAGGAUGGAAAAACAGAUGUAAAAUCCCUCAUGGCGAAGUUCAACACAGGAACUAGCCCGACAGAGGAGGUCUCCACCAACAGCAGGCCUUUCAAAGUUGCCGGCCAAAACGCGCCUUCGGGAAUACAAGCAAGAAAGAAUUUAUUUGACAACCAAGGAAAUGCCAGUCCUCCCGCCGGACCCAGCAACACGCCUAAGUUUGGGACCACAAAACCACCCUUGGCAGCGAAACCUACCUAUGAGGAAAAGUCUGACAAGGAUCCCAAACCCCCAUUUUUAAAACCUAGUGGAGGGAACCAAAGAUUUGGAACACAGCCAAACUCGGCUUCUAGAGACCCCGAGAUCAAAGCGGGGUUUCUGAAACCUGUAAGCCCCAAACCCACCAGUUUGACUAAAGAAGAUCCUAAACCGGCGUUUUUACGACCUUCUGGGAAUAAACUUCACAAUUUGAACCAAGAGUCGGACUUAAGGACGCCAGGACCAAAGCCAGGGCCUACUCCCCCAGUACCCGAAAACGAUGUAAAGCCAGGGUUCUCAAAGGUGGCCGGAGCUAAGAGCAAGUUCAUGCCUGCCGCACAAGAUGCUGACACCAAACCCCGAUUUCCCAGACACACCUUUGGCCAGAAGCCAUCUCUGAGUACAGAGGACUCUCAGGACGAGGAAGGUACCUCUAAAAAUGCAGCUGUCCAGAAAGGACCCCCAGUGCCACUGGGGACCAAGGGCAAGGCUGGCCCUUUCAAACCAGCCAGGGAAGACACAGAGGAAAAGGACAGCGGGACGUCAAGUUCGCCCUUUCCUGGAGUGGUUCUGAAACCUGCCGCAAACAGAGGGAGCCCAGGGCCCUCCAGAAACUCUGAAGAGAAAAAAGAAGAUAGGAAAACAGAUGUUACAAAGAACAUCUUUCUGAAUAAAAUGAAUCAGGAAGAACCGGCCCGGUUCCCUAAGGCCCCUUCCAAGCAGACAGCAGGGACACCAUGGGGUCAAAGUCAGGAGAAGGAAAAAGGAGACAAGAAUUCAGCAAGCCCCAAGCAGAAGCCUCUGCCUCCUCUGUCCGUCUUGGGCCCGCCUCCACCCAAGCCCAACAGACCACCCAAUGUUGACCUGAGCAGAUUCCGCAAAGCUGACGCUGCAAACAGUACCAGCAAAAGUCAGACACCUUACUCAACAACUGCCCUGCCACCACCGCCAACGUCCCAUCCAAGCAGCCAGCCACCACCGCCAACGUCCCAUCCAGGCAGUCAGCCACCACUGCCAGCGUCUCACCCAACACAGCCGCCAGUCCCAAGCCUACCCCCCAGAAACAUUAAGCCUCCCCUUGACCUGAAAAAUACUAUAAGUGAAGAAAAUCAAGAUGGUGUCAUGCACUCUGAUGGUCCUGGAACUCUAGAAGAGGAACAAGAGAGUGAAGGAGAAACAUACGAAGACAUAGAAUCGUCCAAAGAACGAGACAAGAAACGGGAAAAGGAGGAAAAGAAGAGGUUAGAGCUAGAACGGAAGGAACAGAAAGAAAAAGAGAAGAAAGAACAAGAACUAAGGAAGAAAUUUAAGCUAACAGGCCCCAUUCAAGUCAUCCAUCAUGCAAAAGCUUGUUGUGAUGUCAAAGGAGGAAAGAAUGAACUGAGCUUCAAGCAAGGGGAGGACAUUGAAAUAAUUCGCAUCACAGACAACCCGGAAGGAAAAUGGCUGGGCAGAACUGCCCGGGGAUCAUACGGCUACAUUAAAACGACUGCGGUGGAGAUUGACUACGACUCUCUGAAGCGGAAGAAGAACACUCUCAAUGCCGCUCCACCGAGACUUGUUGAAGAUGACCAAGAAGUCUACGACGAUGUGGCUGAGCAGGAUGCUCCCAACAGCCACGGUCAGAGCGGAAGCGGAGGUAUGUUCCCACCACCGCCACCUGAUGAUGACAUUUAUGAUGGGAUAGAAGAGGAAGAGGCUAAUGAUGGAUCCAUGCUGCAGGGCGAAGAGAAGACUAGCACGUGGUCCUGGGGGAUUUUGAAGAUGUUAAAGGGAAAGGAGGACAGGAAGAAAAGUGUCCGAGAGAAACCCAAAGUCUCUGAGUCAGACAGUAAUGAAGGUUCAUCUUUCCCUUCUCCUCCUAAACAACUGGAUGUGGGAGAAGAAGUUUACGACGAUGUGGAUGCCUCCGACUUCCCUGCUCCUCCUGCAGAAAUGAGUCAAGGAAUUAAUGUUGGAAAGACCAAAACAGAAGAAAAAGAUCUCAAGAAGCUAAAAAAACAGGAAAAAGAAGAAAAAGAUCUCAGGAAAAAAUUUAAGUACGAUGGUGAAAUUCGAGUUCUCUAUUCAACCAAAGUUGCUUCCUCCAUAACUUCUAAAAAGUGGGGAGCUAGAGAGCUGCAAAUAAAACCCGGAGAAUCGCUUGAAGUGAUUCAAAGCACAGACGACACCAAAGUUCUCUGCAGGAACGAAGAAGGCAAAUAUGGCUAUGUUUUUCGGAGUUACCUGGUGGACAAUGAUGGAGAAAUCUAUGAUGACAUUGCUGAUGGUUGCAUCUAUGACAAUGACUAGCACGCGGGUCUGUUCAUUCUGCUGUGACCAACAUGAAUUUUAAUUGGAAUGUUUUUGGGUAUCCUAGGAAAAAAAAUGAAUGUACAAAAUGAAAUUUCAAUCUCUUUAUAAAAAUUUGAAAUUUAAAGCUCGGAAAAUGAACUCUUUACUAUGUCAGAAGAUUGGCAGUGAGAUAUAAGAAUUCAUCUCCUUUCUUUGUUUUCAUUUUCUUUUGUUCAGGGGGCUCUUACUUUGCAGUUCAGGCCAUCUUCCAGCCUCAGCCUCCCUAGUGCUUUGACAACAGACAUGAGCCACCACAUCUGGCUUAAGGAUCCCAUUUUACUUCAGUUAUGCUUAUAAAGGCACUAUUUUUCUUUUUUAGACAACCAUUAGGGACUCUUCCCCAUUCCCUAACCCUUUUCAAAGAAAUAAAGAAAAAAGAAAGCCAUCCCAGAGGAAGAAGAAAGAAGACUAUACAGCAGGAAUUCUUAUUUUUAAUCCCACAAGAAGACAACCUAUUGCUCAUGCUGUCCUUACAGCGCUUGCUCAAAUUACCUACUCAGAAAAGGCGGAGUUUCUGAAAGGCAAUGGAGCAGCAAUACAUUAGUCUCGAAGUGUUCUCUCUCUGUUCACUGUGAAGUCAAGUCAAUCACUCACUAAGCAUGCUUUACGUUCUGUAUGUACAUCUAAGAUUAACCUGUACAAGAGUCUAAAGGAAGUCUUAAUUUGUGGGUUCCAGCACACAUGGUUGAAUCUCAGACUUUGUUUAGACUCUCUUAUUGAUCAUGAUGCUACCUUGGCAAUAUUCAUUACCCUUCGAUGUCCUUAUAACAUAGGAUUCAACUACAUUUAUCUCAACAUUUUCCACUACCAAUUAUUUCAAGCUUUUAUGGUUUCCCCAUCUCAGAUGCACACUUCAGAAGGUUUUUUUCUUUUUUCUUUUAAAUCAUUGAUUAAAUACUGAUUAAUAUAUUGUAUAUGUAAAUUGCAAAGAUCCAAUGGAAUUUCUGAAAAGUGACCUCCCCCCAUUGAAUUUUUUAAAAGUCAAGAAUUGUAUGGGAUAGAGAGAUAACUCAGUUGGUAAAAUGCUUGUAUGGCAAGUGCAAAGACUGAAUUCAAUCAACACAUCCCAGAUGACAAUCAUGUGUGCUGACCAGUACUUGGAAUCCCAGUGCCAGGGAGACAGAGAUUGGAGGACCCCUGGGGUUCACUAGUAAGCCUGUACGUCCUGAGUGGUGAGUUCCACACCAAAGAGAGACUCUUGUCCUAGGAGAUGGACAGCAACUGAGGAACAACAGUCAGGUUAUCCUCUGGACGCUACACAUAUAUGCCCGCACAUGCAUGGGAACAUGCACACACAGACUGAAAAAUCUGUAAAGUAGCUCCAGGUCUUCAGAAGGUUAGAUUCAGGGUUUCUAUUAAGUGUUUUGAAAUGUUAGAAAUGUCAGCUUCUACAGCUCAGUUUAUAGGCUGCAGGGCUCUGAGUCUCCUGGGUGGGCAAUGAUUCAUCUCAGCUAGCCUUUGAUUGGAAGUUCUUCGGUGGCAUUAGCCAGCAUGCUUCGUUGUGACGAACUUCUUUUGUCACUAGAUACAAAUUUCAUGGCUCAAAAGUGACUGUGUGUUAACUUUGGGAUCAAAUAUAGGUUAAAUGCUGACUGUAUUUCCAGUAAUUUUCUGUGAUUAAGAGUAGCACAGAUUCAAUGUAAAUGUUAGGCUUUAAAAAUCCCAAAUUAGAUCAAGAGACUCUUUCAGCUUUGGUUUAUAUUCAAAGAAAUGGGCGGAUACCGGUGAGAGACUUAUGUAAUAAUUAUUUAAUAUAUAUUUGAAGUGUUAAUUUUAAUAUACUAAAUGUGAUUUUGUUAUCGAUUGUGUGUGGAAUUUUGUCAUGUGAGAAGAGUGGCCAAUUAAAUAAAUACCUUUCC